AGAGGUAUCAGUCACUAUAAAAAGCCAGUUGGCUGGGGACACCACAGCAGAUCCAAGUGACCACGCAGUCUGCUCUUCUCUGCACACCAGGUCCAGCCUCCUUUGAAGCAUGAGUUCUCACCAGCAGAAGCAGCCUUGCACCACACCCCCCCAGCUCCAGCAGCAGCAAGUGAAACAGCCCUGCCAACCUCCACCCCAGGAACCAUGUGUCCCUCAAACCAAGGAGCCAUGCCACACCAAGGUUCCUGAGCCAUGCCACCCCAAGGUGCCAGAACCCUGUCACCCAAAGGUUCCUGAGCCAUGCCACCCCAAGGUGCCAGAACCCUGUCACCCAAAGGUUCCUGAGCCAUGCCACCCCAAGGUGCCAGAGCCCUGCCACCCUAAAGUUCCGGAGCCAUGCCCAGAGCCAACAGUCAUUCCAGCACCAGUUCAACAGACCAAGCAGAAGUAAUGUGGCCUAUACCCUUGAGGCCACCACCACCGAAUGCUGAAUACCCUCUCCCAUUCUGCUUAACUGCUCCAUUUGCCAUGCAAUUAGCACACGAUCACCAGUAGUCAAAAUCUUCCCUCAUUUGCACCCUAAAAAUAGGUGCCAUGAAGCUUUCCUUCCCAAACACUCUGGGCCUCUGAGCUUCUGAAUGAGGCUGAUGGUCUUGGUACCUUAGAACUUUAGUUUUCAGCUGCUCAGGAUUCAUCUGAAGAGGAACUUAAGGUGAAAACAAGUGGAUCAGCUCUGUUUUGCCCCCAUUAAAUGCACUUUCAAUUUCA
Phyllostomus discolor (pale spear-nosed bat) is the source of this 768-nucleotide messenger RNA. It is a transcript of the gene SPRR1B, whose product is annotated as small proline rich protein 1B. The record is from RefSeq and is a predicted model, not a curated record. Bases 110 to 451 code for a protein of 113 amino acids. The transcript is spliced from 2 exons. Lineage: Eukaryota; Metazoa; Chordata; Mammalia; Chiroptera; Phyllostomidae.